This is a messenger RNA of Mugil cephalus (flathead mullet), 2081 nucleotides long. It is a transcript of the gene rs1a, whose product is annotated as retinoschisin 1a. Bases 86 to 784 code for a protein of 232 amino acids. Lineage: Eukaryota; Metazoa; Chordata; Actinopteri; Mugiliformes; Mugilidae. The record is from RefSeq and is a predicted model, not a curated record. The transcript has 6 exons.
UGGAUUAUUCUAAUCCAUGGCUCUCCAUCGCUGCUGGCUUGGUUGCUCAGUCCACAGUCGGUCUGGUUUUGGUGCAGGUUGAAGGAUGGCUAUCAGCGUGCAGCGUUUCCUGCUGGUUCUGCUUCUUCUGGGAGCUGACGUGAUCAUCGGCAUUCGUGCUCAGGAGGCUCCUGUGUCUGAGGCGUGGACCAGCAGGUCUUGCAAAUGUGACUGUGACGAAGGAGAAUCCCCAACUGCGGUUUCCUCCAUUGGAUCCGGCUCAUCCAUGGUGCGAGGAGUGGAUUGCAUGCCGGAGUGUCCGUACCACAGGCCUCUUGGCUUUGAGGCUGGAUCAGUGAAUCCAGACCAGAUCACCUGCUCCAGCCAGGACCAGUACACCGGCUGGUUCUCCUCCUGGACCCCAAGCAAGGCCCGGCUCAACACCCAGGGGUUUGGGUGCGCCUGGCUGUCCAAGUUUCAGGACACCACUCAGUGGCUUCAGAUUGACCUGAGGGAGGUGAUGGUGGUGUCAGGGAUCCUCACCCAGGGCCGCUGUGACGCUGACGAGUGGAUCACCAAGUACAGCAUUCAGUACCGCUCCGACGAGAAACUCAACUGGAUCUAUUACAAGGACCAGACCGGAAACAACAGGGUGUUUUACGGAAACUCUGACCGCUCCUCGUCCGUGCAGAACCUCCUGCGGCCGCCCAUCAUAGCCCGUUACAUCCGCAUCCUCCCUCUGGGAUGGCACACACGCAUCGCUCUGCGCAUGGAGCUGCUGCUCUGCAUGAACAAAUGCAUCUGAACCUUUGGUCCCGCCGUCCCCGAGGCCUUGUCCCAAAACUACAACUGAACCUAGAGUAAAGCCCCCGCCCUAAGGGUGUGUGGUGUGUGAUUAUAUAUAUAUCCACAGAAAUCCUGAAGCUGCUUCCAAAAUAGUCACAGUGAAACCCUCUCAAAAUCAGUUAAAACUUAUGAGACUUAUGAGAUUGUGUUAAAAUACUCAAAAGCUGCAGGCUUUCAUUUGGUGAGUUCUCAACAGAUUGUUCCAACUGCAAUAACAUGGCAUGAAUUCAAAGCAGUAAUUAAGCGUGGAGAGUUUCUGAGGCAAGCUCUCCCAAAACAUUUAUAUUGAUGAAAUUCUGUCUAUGCCUCAUGGUGUAUUGAUCGCAGCAUCAAAUUUAUUCUUCCCAGUCCUUUUAAUUUAAGAUGAAGUCUGGUCAUAGUCUACAGUUUGUCUUACUGGAAAACAAAUCCCGCAAAAAGAUCAAAAACUGAUGAGGGACUCAUCCUAAUAAAAAGUCUGUCCUGUCUGCUCUAAAUCAUACUCAUUAUCUCGUAAAUGUGUAUCAAUACGGAGCUGAAAAUAGUCCCCGACCGCCCACGUUUAAGAUCAUCUUGUUUCCAAAAAUAUGAAUCAUUGCCGGAACGAUUUUGAAUGACGCCAGAUUUUUGCUGGAAACAUGCCCGAAUUCACUUCCUGUUUUCUCCUUAUGUUUUAGUUUGGUGCUAUACGCGAUCAGCCAUAACAUUAUGACCACUCACUGACAGGAGAAAUAAAUAACGUCUUGUGACGUUAUGCCAUGAAACUUUUGGACCUGGAAUUGCUGUGGAUAUUACCUAGACAUGUACCACACACACCUAGACCAGAGCAAGCCCCCCCCCCUCCCCAUAUGACACUCCUUGAUGGCAGCAGGAUGCAGCCUGACACAGACGCACACAAAAACGGUUUAGGAGCAACUCAAAAAACAUUAAAAACAAGAACAAGGUGUUGACCUGGCCUCCAAAUUCAAAACUGUGGGAUGCACUGGAAAAAGGACCCAAACCCCCCAAACAGGACACCCCAAGAAGACCCAUGUUCAUGCCUACACAAUAUUAGGUCAUAAUGUUAUGUGUGAUUGGUGUAUAUAGAUCAUGGGAUGGAGCAUUUACUAUUAUUCAGAUGUAGUUUGGUAUUGUGGUUACUUCCUGAUUUAUUUUUUUUGUUUUGUUUUCCUGCAACAUUUUAAUUUCCCAUGGUGGUUUGGGAGCACAUCGUGUGAUCUCUUAAUCUGAAGAUGUGUUCUUUAUCGUAUCUUUAAACUAUCUCCUUGGUCAAAUCA